ACAAACAGGUUUGGUGUUAAAUGUCACUUUUCAAUUUAUUUAUUAAAGAUUUUAUAUAGUAUUUGUGAAUAUAUUUAAAACGUUUGUUAAUUUUAAUCAGCCAACAUGUUAGCGUUAAUGAACAGGAUAUUAGACUGGUUUCGCAGUUUAUUUUGGAAAGAAGAAAUGGAAUUAACAUUAGUUGGUCUUCAAUAUUCAGGAAAAACAACAUUUGUUAAUGUUAUUGCGUCGGGGCAAUUUAGUGAAGAUAUGAUACCAACGGUGGGUUUCAAUAUGAGAAAAAUCACAAAGGGUAAUGUAACAAUUAAAGUUUGGGAUAUUGGUGGACAACCAAGAUUUAGAUCAAUGUGGGAACGUUAUUGUAGAGGUGUAAAUGCUAUUGUCUACAUGGUAGAUGCAGCUGAUCCUGACAAAAUAGAAGCCUCCAGAAAUGAACUUCACAAUUUACUGGAUAAACCUCAGUUAGCAGGGAUACCUGUCCUGGUGCUUGGUAAUAAGCGAGACAAACCUCAAGCUUUAGAUGAAAAUGGCCUUAUUGAACGAAUGUAA
Messenger RNA from Anoplophora glabripennis (Asian longhorned beetle), 549 nucleotides. RefSeq names its product ADP-ribosylation factor-like protein 8B-A. Lineage: Eukaryota; Metazoa; Arthropoda; Insecta; Coleoptera; Cerambycidae. Gene Ontology annotation, biological process: protein transport; anterograde axonal transport. The transcript has 3 exons. The record is from RefSeq and is a predicted model, not a curated record. The coding region runs from base 106 to 549 and encodes 147 amino acids. Gene Ontology annotation, cellular component: lysosomal membrane. Gene Ontology annotation, molecular function: GTPase activity; GTP binding.